AUGGAGCAAAAACAUCAAACUCCUUUGAAAAAAUGUUCUUUUAAAUGUAAAUCAAUAAUAGAAAAUCGACAGUUCACAAUUUGUUCAGUGUGUGAGAAUGCCUACCAUAUUGACUGUGCAAAUAUAACUUUCGCUCGCUUUAGAAUAUGGACAAACGAGACUAAAAAAUCAUGGAUAUGUAAUAGAUGCAUAAAAAGUAAAACAAAUACGAAGAAUGCAGUCCAUUCUCCAUCACUGGAAAAGGAUACUGUGAAUAUCACAAGACGUAAAAAAAGGAUUGGAACACUUGAAUGUAAUGAUAUGAAUGAUGUAGACUCAAAAUCUACAAACAGCUCACCAACAACUGGCCAGACACUAUUUUCAAUGCACAAGGAAACAGAUGAAUACAUUACAAAAGAUUUACCUACAGAAAAAUUAUUAGAAAAAUCAUUAUCCAUAGAAUUGCCUGUUGAAUCAGUUAACACUAGUUUCCAAUCCUUAGAAGACUUAUCACACAGCUUAGAAUUAGAAUUAGUAAAUGAACUUGAUAUUGUAAGCAAACAAAAAAUUAAAAUAGAUAACUUACAAAUUAAAUUAAAGAGUUGUGAAACUGAAUUAGACGAUACAAUUUUAGAAAAUAAUGAAUUAAGGCGACAAGUCACUAAACUGACAAAGGAGCUGCUUAUUCUAAAAACAUUUGUAAAACCCCACAAACGGCAAAAAAACAGCGCGGGAGUUUAUUUUCAAGUUCGUCCUCAAGUUCUCCAGAUAAAAAAAAUACAGAGCAAAUAUUUGUUUUGGAAAAUAAAAUAA
Molecule: messenger RNA, 792 nt
Organism: Parnassius mnemosyne (clouded apollo)
Lineage: Eukaryota; Metazoa; Arthropoda; Insecta; Lepidoptera; Papilionidae
Source: the annotation of a GenBank genome assembly